Bipolaris oryzae ATCC 44560 is the source of this 2316-nucleotide messenger RNA. RefSeq lists its product as uncharacterized. Lineage: Eukaryota; Fungi; Ascomycota; Dothideomycetes; Pleosporales; Pleosporaceae. The transcript is spliced from 3 exons. The record is from RefSeq and is a predicted model, not a curated record. Bases 1 to 2316 code for a protein of 771 amino acids.
AUGGCAGUACUCGCAGCUAUUUUACCGGUGGUUUCGAGGAGUUCGGCACUUGCGUUGGAUCUGUUCAAGACAGCUGCUACAUCACCUGACGCGGCAAAAGAGCUGGUUGAGAUUGCAAACGGGAUCAAUGGAUUCGCCAGUAUUCUCAAGCAAGUCGGCACCAUCAUUAAGGAGGAUGAUCGGUUGCCAUCGCCAGAGGCGUUUGACAUGUUGGACGAUGUAAUAGAACAGUCACAGAAUGUUAUGGGUAGCCUCGAAUCGGCCAUAUCGACAGAGGAAUUUCGGCACCAUAAUCGAAGGGAUAGCGCUCGUUAUGCAGGGGAUAGUCGGUCGCUAUCAGAACCGUCUAUGGCAACAAGGCUGGCCUAUUUGGUGGCUCAUCUCGAGGCUUUGAGCACUACUCUUUCGGUGUUACUGCAGACAUUGUACACCGCGCAGAGUGUCAUGUGGUCGAAACUACGUCCUACAGUAUCACCACAACAAGCAGCUAAAGUUGUUGACAACGAAAAGACGCAACUCGAGACCCUUAUUAUCCAGCAACAAUUAUCGAUUCUUGCCGCCUCUAAAAUUUUCGAAAAUGCGUCACAGUCAGAUGCGCGCUUGUUGAUGGAAGACGACAGCUCACAGAGUUUGGUCAAAGCCGAGCGGGAUGAACCACCCACGCCGUCUCACCUCUAUCCAUAUCAGAAUCAGGGGCUACAUGGCCUCGCGACGUCGGCACACACAGAAUCUAAGAGACUCCUUUCCGUGUGCAGCACAUCCGCAUCACAUGGUGAACACCUGCUCGAACGAUUGACCAGUUUGCCUCAGUUCGAGAGGCGUCUUCAAGAUGAGGAACUUGAACAACGGAAGCAGAGACAGCAGGCUCAACAAGCUACAGUUGAAUCGGAUAGUGAAGAAGAGCAGGUUCGAAGAUCUAGGGCCUCGGGUGGAAGCAAACGACAAUCAGACGGGUCGAGAGACACACAGCCGUUAUUCAUGGAAAACAACAUACCCAGUCCAGAGUCUGAGAAAAACUUUAACUCUCAAGUACCACCAACUCCCACUGACACACCCCACACUUCUAAUACGAAUCUCUCAUCUGAUUCAUCAAGGGCUAGUGUGGCAAGUCUCCCGGUUGAGGCUGCCGCCGCUAUGGAAGCCAAAGAAGAAGUCGACGUGGAUCUUGAGAUACCGUGGAAGCUAUGCACGCGAAAGUACUAUUGGAGAUAUAUCGAUGCCAGGCAAGUCGGUUCAAAUACUGACCAAUCGCCGUCUAUUGCCUUUUCGGAGCGGAAUAGCUGGACUGAGAUAAUGGCAAGCUGGGUAUGCAAAGAAGCUAUUCAAGAAGCGCGGCUACCAUACACUCAAGUGCAGAAAGAGAGAAGAAGUGGUAGGAGAACAAAGUUUGAGACUUGUUUCUGCAUUGAGCGGCCGCUGCAGUUCGACCAAGUCAAGCGUCUCGUAGAACGGACAGUUGAGAUAUAUCGAAAGAAUGCGCCGCCUACUCCGCCGGCCGAACCCAAGGCAAGGACUUCAUCUUUUCACCGGCAGGCACCACCAUCACCUAUGGCACAGAAGAGCAACCCGGUUGACCGAGACCGCACACCAGUAGCUCGAAACACGCAUCCGCCUUUUCAUCGUGCGACCAGCUCUCUGAACUCUACACUCCCACCUCCACCUGCAGGACCGCCGCCUCUGGAUCGCUCAAUGUCCACACCAGGCCCAGGUCUUGUUCCUCCGCUACCACAAACGCACCUAAACGCACGCACGCCAAACCUACAAAUCCCGAUACCUCCAGGCCAGCAGUAUGGCCAACAUCACCCGCCACCACCUCAGUCCCCUCGAAACCCUUAUUAUCCAACCCAACCGAGCAGCUACCCAUCCCAACCGACAAAUACUAGUGCUCCACCUUACUAUCCGCAAUCGCCAGCGCAAAAUAUACCACUACCUUAUCCCAACAACACUACCCCACACCCGCCGCACCUCCACCCCUCAAACUCAUCUUACAAUACCAAUCACCCAAUGCAAGCCUCCCCUCUCCGCUCGUCUUACAUGAACAACCUCGCUCCCGGCUACCCAUCCGGCCCACAAUCUUCUGCAUCAAACAGACGCUACGACGACGACCUAACGACGUCAGAAUCUGAACUCGACCGGCCACGACGCAGCAGAAGAGACCGCGAGAGGAGUCGAUCUCGAUACACAGAUCGAUAUGGCGACGGUGGCAAGUACGGUAGUGGUGGGAAGAAGAGUCAUACAGGGAGGAAAGCGGCGGCCGGAGCGCUGCUGGGUGUUGGCGGGUUGACGGCGCUAUUGGAUGGACUGACUGGCUUGUAA